This is a messenger RNA of Stegostoma tigrinum, 5309 nucleotides long. RefSeq names its product caveolae-associated protein 4-like. Gene Ontology annotation, cellular component: cytoplasm; caveola. The coding region runs from base 829 to 1875 and encodes 348 amino acids. Lineage: Eukaryota; Metazoa; Chordata; Chondrichthyes; Orectolobiformes; Stegostomatidae. The record is from RefSeq and is a predicted model, not a curated record. Gene Ontology annotation, biological process: regulation of gene expression. The transcript has 2 exons.
AAGCCUAGGCCCGAAAAGUCCACCUUCCUUCUCCUCUGAUGCUGCUUGGCCUGCUGUGUUCAUCCAGCUCUAUACCUUGUUAUCUCAGAUUCUCCAGCAUCGGCAGAUCCUAUGAUCAGGGAGUUACUUUUGAAUGGUUUUGUAAAUCUUAAUCAUGUAACACUUUGUUUGGGAAUAUUUAUCCCCAUUGUCCCUCGCUCCCCAACCUGCCUUUAACUUUGAAACUACAUGGCAACAUUAUGUCCUUAAUAUUUAACUACACAUUCAAGCUGAUAAAAAUUCAGCUAAAAAAACCAUGAAAAUUGUUAAAAAACACAACACUGAAAGAAGCAUGUUUGUGCGUUAUUAAAAUAGCAGUUUUGAUUUCUAAUGUGUGUAUAUCUGUGUUUGUUAAAACUCUGCCUAACAACACCUUGUUCUAUAACUUAUAAUGAUGACCAAAAUAAAAAGGCAGCUAUGCACUGCAGUUAAAAGAGCUGUAAGAUGAGAUUUCAGAUUUUACUGGAGGCGGACAGCUGUUCAAUCACCAGCGUGAGAGUCAAAAGGUAUUUUCCACACUCAGGGUUAGAAUCCAUCUUCAUGUACGUAAGCAUUCAAGUAAUUCAGGAUGGAUGCAUGACAGCCGUAAAAAAUGGGUGGCUUCCAGAGGUAGGUGGAGUCACACACUGCCCUUUUAAUCUUGGAUCAUCUGGGAGAAUGGCUGGUUGAUGAAUCACUGCCAACACAGAGUGGAACACAGUAUUGGUUCUGGCCCCUCUAGCCUGCACUCACACAAAGUUCAUGUUUUAAAUUAGACACAAGAGGAGAGCUUUCUGAACCACCAGCAACAUGGCUGAGGAACGAAUGUACUCAGACUCUAGCAACCUUGCUUUUGGUAUAAAUCCCACUGCUAGAGGUGAAGGGGAGGCUUCUCCACUUGACCCACUAACAGUAUUAACUCUCCUGGAAAAAGUGGCCGGGAUUGUUGACAGUGUUAAUGAAACUCAGCGGAAAAUGGAGCAACAGCAACUGGAAAUAGAAAACACUGUUAAAGAGAUACAAAUCGAUGUCGCAAAGCUUAAUAAGGCUCACCUGACUACGGACACAACAGUCUCAAAGUUACUGGUGAAAACCCAGAAGAUCAAUGCUAAUGUUAAAGAUGUGAGACAACGACUGGAUAAAACAAAUGCUCAGGUUAAAAAAGUUGAAGGAAACCACCGUGAGCUGCUCAAAAGGAAUAAAUUCCGAGUGGUGAUAUUUCAGGAGGAAAAUCAAAUGCCCUCCUCAGUUGUCUAUAAAAACCUGCCUCAUGAAGGGAAUGUGGCAGCUGCAGAAGAAGAACACACUGCAACUGCUGCUACACCACCACCGGACCUCUCCUCCGAUGAAGAAUUUGUUUAUAAUGAAGAAACUGCAAGUGCACGCCUCAGAAAAUCAGGCAUGAAGCGGGUGGAUAGUAUAAAGAAGGCUUUUUCAAAAGAAAACAUGCAGAAAACCAAACAAAACUUUGGGAAGCAGAUGAAUCGGCUCAGCAACACAAUCGUCCCACCCGACCGGAGAGAGAAGAUAAGGAUUUCAGGAGAGAGAAUCAAAAAGUCCAUCGUUGAUUCAAAACCAUUUCAUAUGAAUAUAAAAAAGAAAAAUGAAAGAAGUGGGGCAGAAGGACAAGAAGUAGCUGUCAAAGGUGUAGGAGAAAGUUCCAAGGGUGAGGUCACAGGUACAGAAGCAGCAAAGGAAGUGGACACACCAGGAGCUGUUGAAGUAGGUGAAGAUAAUCUCCCAGCAAUGGUUACAAAUAUUGCGAAUACAGAAACGGUUGUAGUAACCAUGGAAAAAAAAGGUGAUGAGGCAGUUCCUUCAGUGGCAGAAGUGAAGCAGAGUCCCGAGUUCAGCUAAAGAAAGACUUAAAGCUGCGUUACUUAAUAGCCACAGAAAGAGCUAGUGUCAAAAUUAUGAUGUUAAUACAUCUACAAAAUGUUCCUGUGUAUCAAAUCGGACUUGUUCAAUGAUUCAGAUUCUUUUAUUUUAAUUUGGCCAUAUUUUGGAUGAAGCAUCACAUUUGUGUACAAAGUGCCAGUCCUUUCACACACACCCUGCUAGCAGGCUGAACUGGACUUCAGAUGACCGUGGAUCAGUCCUCUGCACUUCUUGUGUCCCUGAUAUUGGUAGAAGUGGGUCCAGAUGAAUUGUGAAGGCUGGCAGGAGGUUUAUUAUUAAAAAAAAACUAAAACAUGGGAAGGUUUUUGUUUUUAAGAAUAGACCUUUGAAGAAGGACAGCAUUUUUCAAUUUUGUAUUUGAAUCUUGAAGUUUAUAUUGUUUUGAAUUGGGCUGUUAAGUAGUACAGUUUUAAUUCUUGUCAGUCUCUCAGCUAUCCUCACAUAGUGUUUUCAGUAUCGCUUUAUGUCACAUGUCAGGUAGCUGUGGUGGAUGUUGAAAAAAUAAUCUUAUUUCGUUGUUGUCACUAUGGUAACUGAAACAUCAAGUGAUUGCUCCUCAGGCCUUAGAAUUAAUGAAAGGAACAGAUGCUGUAUAUUGGGCAUAUCAUAGUGUAAUAUGUGGCAUUAGAUAAAAAAAUUAUUCUCUAAAAGUCCAUGGAGAUUUACUAUAUUCCGUCCCACAGGGAAAAUGUUACAUUCUCUGUAAACAUAUUGCUGAAACAUCUAAAUAUGUUUCAAAACUCUAUUUCUGCACAAACAAAAUCGGAAUGAUUUAUUUACUUGUUUAUUUCGGCUAUUUCACAAAUUUGCUUUAAUACGAAUAAUUAGCUAAAAUGAGCAUGUUUUUGAAGUGUGUAUCCUGCGUAUUCUUAUUUGUAUCUUUAGUUUUCAAACUGAAAUAGAUGUGUCAUUGUAUAUGUAAAAUAGGGUGAUUUAGUUUAAUAUUCUUUGGUGUACUUUUCAUGUUGUCUCUCCCCGAGUGUUCGUUGUGGUGUGCAUGGGCAAAUUCUCAGUGAUGACUGCAAGCACCAGAGCUACUUGUUUAGCUUUGGGGUGUUUCCAGUGUUAUUUGUAGAAAGCAUAAGUCAUGCAGUUGGACAUUCAAGUGAAUACAAUACUUAUAGUUUGAGCAGAUUAUAUUACUUCAUGUAUAUUCAUUAAGGGAUUUAGUCCAUAAAAUUGGGAGUCAUGUAAGUUUAUACAUUUGCUUAAAAUCUGGCAUAGUUGACAAGUGCCUGAAUUCAUUUUUCAGCUUUCUUCCAUUUAACCCCUCUUCUCCUGGAGAUAGUGACUCCUGUGAAGGUAUUGACCCAUGGGCGCUGGAAGCCUUAUGGCAUUUAGGUUGAGUUGCAGUUCUGUACAUUUGUGCUUGUACAUUGAAUGUCAGCAGGCAAUUUGACUGGAUAGAAGGGAAUCACAAUAAGCCCAAUCCUGUCCCCACCCAAUUGCCAUGCAAGUAAACUUUCCAGCAGCAAUCACUGGACAGUGAGCAGGAGCAGGAAUCCUGACAAUUUUCCGGUCCCUUUCCUAGGGACACUGAAGUAACCAAAUAAUAAACUGUUGUGUAUUUCAACACUUGUCUUUCAGAAUGACAGGAAAUAUUAGUUUAAAUUUGUCAUAUUUUCCUCCUUUCAGGUCUCUUUGUCUGACCUUUUAAGUCUUAUUUUUUAUUGAAGUCUUUGUGCUCAUGCUACACAUUAGACCCGAGUUAACAGCUAUCCACUGUUUCCUAAUCUUGUGGGGAAAUGUCUACUGAAGAGUGCCUGAGAAAAACUUCACUGAAUGGGGGCUGCAAGUACAAAACUGCCUUGUCCAUGUAUGAUGACAUCGGUACCUUAAUAUAUUAUAUCUCCCAAGUUCCAAAUAAUUCAUGAGCCUUGUUUGGUACACUGUAGUUCUUAUAUCACGUGUACAUUCAAUUCUUUGCAUCAGACAUGUGCUGCAUGUUGUUCUUAAAUUACUGUGCAUUAACUAAUUACAACAUGCAUUCACAUCAUGAUAUAAGCUGUGGACAGGCCUCAAAGGAUUAGUGCAGAAUAAUUAUAAGGUGCGCAGAUUGUCUCUUUUUAAAUGGUCUGGUCCAUUUGUAUAUGUGUCAGAAGAACUUACCGAGAUAAAGGCACAGACUCAUCAUUUAAUUUAUGUUUAGUUAGUCCUCAGCUGCUACUAACAGUUCGAUCAUAGAAGUAAGGUUUGCAAUCUGUAGCCACAUUGUCAAAGCACAGUAGGUACAAUUGUGGCAACAACAUUCAGUACCUACAUUUGGGAGCUGGUUCAAAGCAUUGAAAAUGUAGGACACUAUUUAGAAUGUUGCUGGAACAGCAAAAACAAGAGAAAAUGUGGAUAAAACGCUGAAAACACAAUGGGGGAAGUAAUAAGAUAUAUAGCAUAUGUGAAAGUAAAAUGGAAAAUCAAAGACAUGAGAUUGUAGCAAAAAAGCAAAUAAAGUGUUAAAACAUAACGUUUUAUUAUAUGAGAACUUGAAUGGAGAAAGGAAGGAAAGCAGGAUUUUAUUUAACUUUAGAGAAAUAGCUUUUCAUUUGAGAGAGAGCCGUACAUGUGAUGUGCAGGUACAGAGAUAUUGAGGCUAGUGUAGUUUAUGUCUCUCUGUGUAUAAUUCAUUAUUUUAAACCCAUUCCUUCCCUGAAUCUAAAGAUGGAAAAACAUGGUUCGGGGUUGAUGUCAUGCUCAUAGACUUUCAUGUGUAAUGUUGCGUAUAGAUAUAAUUGGGUUCCUGCUGAAUAAAUGUUAAAAUAACACCCUCACAUUUACUUUGCAUUUUUGCAUAUUAGUUAAGCAUUGUUACUUGCAUAAACACCAAUAUAUCAAACACGACGGAAUCAGAGACAGCAGCUUCCAAAGUCCUGCAGCUGUACAUGUUGUACUACAGACUUUGAUCGAUUUACACAUGUUAACACCAGCUCUGAAAGUCAUAUCUGCUACAACAAGAAAUUAACUUAGAAGUGGGACACGGAACAAAAUGUUACAGCGAUCUGUUGUUUUAUGGUAAUCAGCAGGAUUUCUCACAGGAGAAUAACGACAAAAGUGGAGAUGAGAAAAAUGUGGUGUGAACUGGAAAUACCUGGUAAAAUUUGACAAAAGCAAAUUUCAAGUGUCAGUAAAGCAUUGCACAAUUCUUCUAUCCUUUUCCACUAUUUUAUCUAACAAUGCUUUAUGAAGUAACAUAGCAAAUGAAAAAUAUUUUAAUGCUCUUCAUUACAUUUAUUGAUGACAUGAUUGGAGAUGGAUGUUAAGUAGUUCUCUGGAGGAAUGCAUUUGAUUGCCUUAUUCCCCCCUUAUUAUUGGUAUUUGGUGUUUAUAGUUUGUGUUUUUUUUUUGGUUUUGGAUGCAAUUUCUGUACAUUAACUCAAUAAAGAAAACAUACAAUUUGA